This is a messenger RNA of Drosophila sulfurigaster albostrigata, 1298 nucleotides long. It is a transcript of the gene Scsalpha2, whose product is annotated as succinate--CoA ligase [ADP/GDP-forming] subunit alpha, mitochondrial. Gene Ontology annotation, molecular function: succinate-CoA ligase (ADP-forming) activity; succinate-CoA ligase (GDP-forming) activity. Gene Ontology annotation, biological process: tricarboxylic acid cycle. Gene Ontology annotation, cellular component: succinate-CoA ligase complex (ADP-forming); mitochondrion. The record is from RefSeq and is a predicted model, not a curated record. The transcript has a single exon. Lineage: Eukaryota; Metazoa; Arthropoda; Insecta; Diptera; Drosophilidae. Bases 113 to 1102 code for a protein of 329 amino acids.
GCUCAUUUUUGUGUAACACACUGUUUCGGCAACACAUUUCGAUAGCUCGAAACAAAAUCUCAGAAUAUACUUAAAGUAGAUAAAAAAAAGCCGCGUAAAAAGAACAUUUACAAUGUCGUACACUAGCCGGUGCAUUCAACGCUUAGCUCAGUCGACGCACAAGCUAAUGCGCAGCAAGUCCGACUAUUCGAAGACCAUUUGCAAUCUGAAGAUCAACAAGAACACAAAAGUGAUGGUGCAGGGAUUCACUGGCAAACAUGGUACUUUCCACUCCGAAGAAUCCCUCAAGUAUGGCACACAAAUCGUCGGUGGUGUGUCGCCCAAUAAAGGUGGCACCAAGCAUCUGGACAAACCGGUCUUCAAGGAUGUAAAGGAAGCGGUCAAAGAACUGAAACCCGAUGCUACAGCAAUUUUCAUACCUCCCCCCACGGCUGCCGAGGGCAUUUGUGCAGCCAUUGAGAACGAGAUCGGUCUGAUUGUGGUCAUCACCGAAGGCAUUCCCCAGGUGGAUAUGGUGCGUAUCAUGCAGAUGCUCAAUAGCCAGGAGAAGAGUCGCCUCCUGGGUCCCAACUGUCCGGGCAUCAUCUCGCCGGAGCAGUGCAAGAUCGGCAUAAUGCCCGGCGAUAUACACAAGCGUGGCAUGAUCGGCAUUGUGUCGCGAUCUGGCACGCUCACCUACGAGGCAGUGCAUCAGACGACGGCGGCGGGAUUGGGCCAAACUCUGUGCAUUGGCUGCGGCGGUGAUCCAUUCAACGGCACCAGUUUCAUUGAUGCUCUCAAGAUCUUUCUGCACGACAAGGAGACUAAGGGCAUUAUACUAAUUGGUGAGAUUGGCGGCUCCGCCGAGGAGGAUGCUGCUGAAUUCCUCAAGACCGAAAAUGCUGGCUGCGAAGCCAAGCCUGUGGUCGCCUUUAUAGCUGGCCAGACAGCGCCACCAGGACGACGCAUGGGACAUGCGGGUGCCAUCAUCUCGGGGGGCAAGGGUGCGGCCAAGGAUAAGGUGAAGGCUCUGGAGGCUGCUGGCGUCGUUGUGGCCAACAAUCCAUGUCACAUGGGCAAGAUACUGCACCAGGAGAUGGUUAAGCGCAAGCUGGUCAAGUAGAGAAGAGGUACGCACAAUGGCAUAUAUAAUAAACAAAUACGAUAGAUAGGAAAGCUUGCUCUUGGAAGUUUAUAAUGUUCUUUUUUGGCACUUAUAAAAUUUAUUGCUUUUGCCAAUUUUUGCUACCCACAAGCAUUUCAAUAGUUUAAUCAGAAAUUGUCAUUUAAAUGGUAUUAAAAUUGCGAUCAAUAAGAAA